GACCAAGUCUCUAACCCAACACAACACAAAACCCAUAAACUGAAAAGACUAACCUACCCUAUCUUGCCAUAUAAAUCCCUCUCGAGCAACGCAUGUUAAAUAAACCUAAUUUAUACAUUCAUUCUCAAAGUCAAAAGGAGACAGGGAGAGAGAGAGAGAGAGAGAGAAUUCAAAGCGUUUUUUUUUUAUAAAUUAAAGGCAUGAGAGGUUCAAGAACAGGUUCUUCAGACAUGAGUGCUUGGUGUUCUGCUGUUGUGUUAUUGUCUUUAAUACUUUUGUUAUCUGUUCGUGAAAACAACGCUUCUAAUUCGAUUAGAGGUUCUCAAUUCUCAACGAAACCUUGUGAGGAGAUUUACAUCGUCGGAGAAGGAGAGACACUUCACACCAUCGGCGAUAAAUGCGGCGACCCGUUUAUCGUGGAGCGAAACCCGCAUAUCCAUGAUCCCGAUGAUGUCUUUCCAGGUCUUGUUCUCAAGAUCGCACCUUUUUACUUCAACAGGAAAUUGUAAGACAUAUAACAAAUACGUUUCUUUUUUCUUUCUCUUUUCUCUUCUUUUAAAAUUUUGUUUGAAGCAUACUUUACCUUAAGUAUGUAUGUAUAUAUUACUAAAGGAUUCAAAAAUAAAUACAGAGAUUUGAAAGAAACAGAGCAAAAACAGAGUUGUGUACCGUGAGUUGAUUAUUCAUGU
This is a messenger RNA of Arabidopsis thaliana (thale cress), 689 nucleotides long. Its product is annotated as peptidoglycan-binding LysM domain-containing protein. The coding region runs from base 201 to 509 and encodes 102 amino acids. Gene Ontology annotation, cellular component: plasma membrane. The transcript has a single exon. The record is from RefSeq and is marked reviewed. NCBI's taxonomy places the organism in Eukaryota, Viridiplantae, Streptophyta, Magnoliopsida, Brassicales, Brassicaceae.